Nelumbo nucifera (sacred lotus) is the source of this 1161-nucleotide messenger RNA. Its product is annotated as putative methyltransferase TCM_000168. Gene Ontology annotation, molecular function: methyltransferase activity. Lineage: Eukaryota; Viridiplantae; Streptophyta; Magnoliopsida; Proteales; Nelumbonaceae. The record is from RefSeq and is a predicted model, not a curated record.
GAGAGAGAGAGAGAGAGGAGAAUGGAGGUGCAAAGUAUGAAGGCGAGUUCAAAGUUGAUGGAAGUUCAGAAAGUACUCCACAUGAAUGGAGGGAACGGAGAGACUAGCUAUGCUAAGAACUCAACAUCCCAGAAUAAGGUAAUAUCCAUGGCAAAGCCCAUAAUAAAGAAAUCUGUGCUGGAUAUGUAUGACACCAGCUUCCCAGAGACCAUUACCAUAGCGGACUUGGGUUGUUCUUCGGGCCCCAACACCCUGUUGGCUGUCUCCGAGAUGAUAAACAUUGUUGAUCAAAGAUGCCGUCAGCUAGACCGUUCCUCACCGGAGUUUCAGGUGUUUCUGAACGACCUCCCGGGAAACGAUUUCAACAGCGUGUGCCAGUCACUGCCAGCAUUCCACGAGAAGCUCAGGGAAGAAAAAGGAGAAAAGUUCGGACCGUGUUUUGUUGCCGUUGUACCAGGUUCUUUCUACGGGAGGCUCUUCCCCAGCAACACCCUACACUUUGUGCACUCUUCUUCCAGUCUGCAUUGGCUCUCUCGGGUCCCUCCAGGACUGGAUGCCAAAGCGAAUCCACCAUGGAAUAAGGGAAAGAUAUACAUCUCUAAGACAAGCCCGCCUGAUGUUGCAAAGGCAUAUUUAACGCAGUUUCAAAGGGAUUUCUCGCUGUUUCUCAAAUCGAGAGCAGAAGAAAUAGUUGCAGGAGGGCGGAUGGUGUUGACAUUUUUAGGUAGGAUUACUGCAAACCCCUCGUCUGAAGAAAGCUGCUAUCUUUGGGAGCUCUUAGCCCAGGCCCUCACAGACUUGAUAACAGAGGGGAUCGUUGAAGAGGAGAAGUUGGAUUCGUUCAAUGCACCCUUCUACGCACCCUCUGCUGAGGAAAUCAAAUCAGAGAUAGAGAAAAACGGGUCGUUUGAACUUGACUGUCUUGAGAGUAUGGCGUUGGAUUGGAGUCAAGAUCAGGAAAAGGAUGAAUGUGAUAAGUUAACGAAAGCCUUGGGUUUGGCUAGGGCUAUCAGAGCCGUUUCGGAAUCUAUGCUCCAAAAUCAUUUUGGAGAAGAAGUCAUGGACCGUUUAUAUCAAAGGUUUGGCCAUCUGCUGGUGGCCACUGUAAAGGGAGUCAAGCACAUCAACAUCAUUGUGUCCAUGAUUAAGAGAAACACAUGA